Clonostachys solani is the source of this 1770-nucleotide messenger RNA. The record is from the annotation of a GenBank genome assembly. Lineage: Eukaryota; Fungi; Ascomycota; Sordariomycetes; Hypocreales; Bionectriaceae.
AUGAAGUCUCAAAUACAGCGAUCACUUCGACGUCCCUUUUCGCAUCAUUUCCCAUUAGCUCGGCGGGCUGCCCAGCUCAUUCCGGCACAUCCGCGAUUUCUAUCUGCGCAACACGUAGGCGUCUGUGCAACUAGUUUGUCUCUAGGCCAGGGUUCUAGAUUACAGUCUACGAUCCCCAGAUAUUCAGUUCUUAACCUCAAUUCUGAAGGUCGUCGCCAAUUAUCAGGCAAUACUCGCCAUAAUCGGAGCGAGUUUGAUAUCUCACAUCACAAGUUGCACCUGAAAAGUGGAAUUAGUGUAUCUACUAUCCUUACUACUGUUGUGGUCAUAGCGACUGCUAUAGUCCUUUCGACUUUCAUCCCAAUAAACCACACUUCGGACGACACAGAGGAACCGUUGGUUCUUCUUCCAAAGGCUACAAUGGCUCCCCAACUCCUUGAAGGCCGUCCUGGCAACUUGACCCCCGAACAGGAAGAGAAGCUUCGCAAACUCUGGUCAGCUGUCUUUCAACUUACCGGUGUGACUGAGGGUAGUGGUGCGGCUCCACUUGAAGCCGCUGCUCCUGAAGAGUCAGCCCCUGCUUCGGAACCUGAAAAGAAGAGGCGGUUUGGCCUGUUCCGUAAGGGCAAGGAGUCCAAGUCAGGCUCGUCUUCCCCUGCCCCAGAGCCAGCCGCUAAGGACGGCGGUGAUGACGACAAAUAUGGCCAGACGAAGCAGUUCUAUGAAACACUUGCGAACCACAGUCCAGAGACGAUUCGAAGCACCAUCUGGUCCAUGGUAAAGCAUGACCAUCCUGACGCUCUUCUCUUGAGAUUUCUGAGGGCCCGCAAGUGGGAUGUUGAGAAGGCUCUAGUCAUGUUGGUGUCUACCAUGAACUGGCGACACAGCGAGAUGCGUGUGGAUGACGAUAUUAUGAAGAAUGGCGAAGCUGGAAACAAGUUGAACGAGGAAAGUGGCGAGGGCGAGGAGAAGAAGCUCGGUGCGGAUUUUCUCGCCCAGAUUCGCAUGGGCAAGAGCUUCCUUCACGGAAUCGAUAAGAACGGGCGCCCUAUCUGCGUGGUCAGGGUUCGUCUACACAAGCAAGGCGAACAAUGCGAGGAAAGUCUGGAGAAGUACACUGUCUACAUCAUCGAGACUGCUCGCAUGGUUCUGUCACCCCCCGUUGAUACCGCGACCAUCAUUUUCGAUAUGACUGGAUUUUCCAUGGCCAACAUGGACUAUACCCCUGUUAAGUUCAUGAUCAAGUGCUUCGAGGCAAAUUACCCAGAGUCUUUGGGAGCCGUGCUUGUCCACAACUCACCAUGGAUUAUCCGUGGCUGGUUAGAUCCCGUUGUUGCGGGCAAAGUCCACUUCACUAAUAACAAGAAUGACCUUGAGAAGUUCAUCGAACCCAGCCGUAUCCUGAAAGAGCUUGAAGGAGACGAGGAUUGGGAAUACAAGUACGAGGAGUCCAUUCCUGGAGAAAACGACAAGAUGAAGGACACGGCUACUAGGGACAAGCUUCUGGCUAGUAGAGAGGACGUUGUCAAGAAGUAUGAGGCAACAACGCUCGAGUGGAUAAAGAAGCCCGACGGCGCUGAUGGCACUGCUCUUAAGUCUAAGAGGGAGCAGUUGGCUACACAGCUCAGGGAGGGCUAUUGGAUUCUGGACCCCUACGUGCGCGCGCGCUCUUUAUAUGACAGAACGGGUGUGAUCAAACCUGGAGGCAGUGUUGACUUCUACUCGCCAAAGAGCCAGGCAAAGGAGACGUCGGCGGAGGAUGUAGAUUAA